AUGUGGAGAAAAUCUCCUACCAACCCCCCAUCAGGCCGUGAUGAUCACCCGUUUCAGUACCCAUCCUCCGAUGCUCCUGCUGGCCCUAGCGCUACAGCUGCAGCUUACAGCGGCGCUGCUCGUCGUUCUCCUUCGCCUGCUGCGUACGGGGAUACGUACCCAAGCACUGCAGCUGCAGCCGCAGCUUACACCGGCGCUGCUCGCCGUUCCCCUUCCCCUGCAGCUUACGCCUGUGCCGCGCGUCGUUCCCCCUCCCCUGCUGCGUACGGAGAUACGUACGCGUACGAGGAUGCUGACGUGGCGGGCGGCGGCGGGCUGCUUCCCUGGAAAGGGGAAGAUUCUCUAAUGAUAGACCGCUUUGAUGUCAGGCAUCUAUUGGACGAUCUUAAAACUAUCAGGCGGAAAAAGGGGGGACGAGGAGGGGGGAGAGGGGGAGGGGACGCAGGGGAAGGUGGGGAGGAGGAGGAGAUGGAGAAGGAGAGAUAUGUAGAGCUGGAUAUGGUUGAGAAAGAGGAGAGGCGGAAGGCAGCAGCGGCAGAGGCGCAGAAAAAAGAGGAAGCGGCUGGGGGGGCGGAGGAUGUGUGGGGGAGGGCAGCUAGGCGCAGAGGAGGAGGAUUCGCCGUGGCAGCGGCAGCAUCAGAGAAUGUUGCUGGGCAUGGGCAGGGUACGAGGCUUGUGCUUUCUGGGAACCACAGCUUGCAUGUGUUCUUCCAGCAGCAGUUCUCUUCCGGCGUAUCUUUGCUCUCCUUGUGUCUCUUCCGCCUCUGCUCCUCCCGCUUCACUUCAAUCCUCCCUUUUGUUUCUCCCUUCUUCUUGCGUUCCCUCUCCUCCCCCCGUCUUCUUUUCUCUCCCUUCACUCGUCCAGCGUCCCAGACGCCCACUCGCCCCGCCUAUGCAGCUGUCGCCUUCAACUACGCCUCCUCUGCAGCCCCUGAUGAGCAGCAAGGAACCCUCCCAUCGUCUCCUCACAAGGCUGCUUCUGCUGGUGAAGGUGGUGAUGCACAAGCAUCAGCAGGAGCAGCUGCAGCAGCAGCAACAACAGGAGAAGCAGCAGGGGAAGGCAAAGGCAGCGGUGUUGUACCGCCCUUUGCAGUGCCCCCAGAGCUUCAGCAAUGCCUGCCCCCAACAGAAAAGGUGUACACCAUAAUGGCCCGCACAGCAUCGUUUGUGAGAAAGGCGGGCGCACAGGCAGAGAUCGUGCUGCGAGUGAAGCACAAGGGCAACCCCCCCUUCGCCUUCCUCUCCCCUGACCACUCCUUACCUUAG
Molecule: messenger RNA, 1266 nt
Organism: Closterium sp. NIES-65
Lineage: Eukaryota; Viridiplantae; Streptophyta; Zygnematophyceae; Desmidiales; Closteriaceae
Source: the annotation of a GenBank genome assembly